This is a messenger RNA of Homalodisca vitripennis (glassy-winged sharpshooter), 1262 nucleotides long. Its product is annotated as CLIP domain-containing serine protease 2-like. Lineage: Eukaryota; Metazoa; Arthropoda; Insecta; Hemiptera; Cicadellidae. Gene Ontology annotation, molecular function: serine-type endopeptidase activity. The record is from RefSeq and is a predicted model, not a curated record. The transcript has 6 exons. The coding region runs from base 112 to 1056 and encodes 314 amino acids. Gene Ontology annotation, biological process: proteolysis.
UUGUGUUCGGUUUAUGGCCAUCGUCUGUCGACUCAAAGUCUUCAACAUCACUACAACUAAAGUAACAUAACUUUUUGUCUCCUAGUGCGGUUACUUAUUAGCUCAAUAUUCAUGGUUAUCACAAAUGUACAUGUUUAUAUUGUUAUAUUUACGUCAGUGGUGCCAUAUGUUACUACUGCCAACCACAAUGCGAUACGCAGAGACGUAAUAUCCCACCCUAACUGGAAACUUCUGGAACGAAACGUUGAUUGUGGAAAGACCGACAAUUACAGAAUAGUAGGGGGAGACAAUGCCAGGUUAGGACAGUAUCCUUGGAUAGCUCGCCUCAUAUAUAAACGAAAAAUCGAUAACAAGAUGCGAAAUGUUUCUGAGUGCGGUGGAACCAUUAUCAGCGAAAAAUACAUCCUCACAGCCGCCCACUGUGGACCGAGGAGGAUGGGGAUACCAUUGAUAUCAGUCCGCCUAGGUGAACACAGAAUAUACACAAAUCCUGACUGUGAUCGUCGCGUCUGCGCUCCUCCCGUGCAGGAUAUUCAAGUUGAAGAACACAAAUGUCAUGAAAAUUAUGACAGAUUUGUUCGCCAAAAUGAUAUUUGUCUUCUGAGAAUGGCCAGUCCAAUACGAUUCAACGAUUUUGUUUCACCCAUUUGCCUUCCGGUUUAUGAAAUAUUUCAACGAAUUGCCUACGAAGGGAAGACUUUGGAAGUAGCCGGAUGGGGAAUUCGUGACAUAUUUUUGAAGCGAGGCAGUUCCAUUUUACAAACGAUAAUGGUUAAGAUCAGUAAUCAUCGCCAGUGUGUCGAGAUGUACAAGAACAAAGGGAUGAUGAUAAGUAGCAACCAGAUAUGUGCAGGAGGUAUCAUCGGGAAAGAUUCCUGCAAUGGGGACUCGGGAGGUCCCCUCAUGGCACCCAUCUCCGUGGAGUCUCCACCGAAGUACUUCAUCAUUGGAGUCGUCUCUUUCGGUCCGACGUACUGUGCCGACACCGACAUGCCCGGCGUCUACACGAUGGUCUCUGAUUACGUGCUGUGGAUCUUAAACAACAUUAGAGAAUAAUAAUGCAAUUUUCAGCUAUUUUAAUGAUUUUUAGCCAUUAGCUUAAUUGUUAAUGCUCCCAUUAAAGAGUAUGGAAUCUGUUGAAUGUCAACUAUAAAAACUAUUUGUUGGGAAAACUUAUUUUCAGGAUAAAUUCUGGAGUUAAUAUUAAUUUUUAUAAUAAACUGGAAGUAUUCUAUAAAGGUUCACAAUAAAUUAUACUUUAC